Messenger RNA from Podospora pseudopauciseta, 1125 nucleotides. It is a transcript of the gene saf4, whose product is annotated as Protein saf4. The record is from RefSeq and is a predicted model, not a curated record. The transcript has a single exon. NCBI's taxonomy places the organism in Eukaryota, Fungi, Ascomycota, Sordariomycetes, Sordariales, Podosporaceae. Gene Ontology annotation, biological process: mRNA splicing, via spliceosome. The coding region runs from base 1 to 1125 and encodes 374 amino acids. Gene Ontology annotation, cellular component: U2-type spliceosomal complex; post-mRNA release spliceosomal complex.
AUGCAAGGCUUCAACAUGGGCCGCUACGUCCCCCCAGACCUCGAAGGCCUCCUCACCUCAGGCAACCCCCUCCACAAAAAACAUCCCCUCGGCCCCCGCGCCUCCAAACCCGGCCUCCUCACCGUCCGCUUCGAGAUGCCUUUCCCCAUCUGGUGCGCCACCUGCCCCCAACCAACCCUCAUCCCCCAAGGCGUCCGCUUCAACGCCUCCAAAUCUCGCUCCGGUUCCUACCACACCACCCCAAUCUACACCUUCACCCUCCGCCACCCCCCUUGCUCCGGCACCAUCACCAUCCAGACCGACCCCAAAAACACAGACUAUGUCGUCCUCUCGGGCGCCCGGAGACAAAACGUCGCUACCUCGACUGAUGAUUUAGUCACGACGAGCAUCAAGACGCAGAGGGAAAAGGAAGAGGAGAGGGAGACGGCGUUUGGGAAGCUGGAAAAGACGAUUGCGGAUAGGGAGCAGGCGAGGGAUGCGACGGUUAGGAUAGAUGAGUUGCGGGAUAGUAAUGAGAGGCUGUGGGAGGACCCGUUUACUGCCAACAGGAGGCUGAGGGCGGGGUUCAGGGAGGGGAGGAAGAGGCGGGAACGGGAGGAGGAGAGGGAUGAGGGGAUAAGGGAGAGGAUGGGGUUGAGGAUCAAGUUGCUUCCUGAAAGGGAGGAGGAUGGGUUGAGGGCGGGAUUGGUUGAUUUUGGGGGUGUGUCCGAGGGGAACGAGGGGAUGGGGGUGGAGAGGGUUUUGGCGAGGCCGUUGUUUGAGGAUGGGAAAAAGAAAGAGGGGCUUAAAAAGGAGGGAAAGGGGAGGUUGAAGAGGGAUAUUAAAGCUGACAGGAUGAGGGAGAGUUUGGUGGAGGAGAUUAGGACAAAUACCAGGGCGAUGAAAGACCCGUUCUUGGUUGCUUUUGGGGAUAACAAAAGCAGCAGGGACAAGGGGGGUGGUUUGCUUCCUGGGUUAAAGAAAAGGAAGCGGGGGGCAGAGGACGAGGGUGAGAAACCGAUACCGGCACUGGCACCGACGCAGCCAGAAGAUACCCUCGCUGGAGGUGGCAAAGGGGAGCUUAAGCCGACAGCGCCUGCAGGGCAGCGUGCUCUACUCGUGAGUUACGACUCUGACUCGGCUUAA